This is a messenger RNA of Vigna radiata var. radiata (mung bean), 3882 nucleotides long. RefSeq lists its product as uncharacterized. Gene Ontology annotation, molecular function: nucleic acid binding; RNA-DNA hybrid ribonuclease activity. The record is from RefSeq and is a predicted model, not a curated record. Bases 1 to 3882 code for a protein of 1293 amino acids. Lineage: Eukaryota; Viridiplantae; Streptophyta; Magnoliopsida; Fabales; Fabaceae. The transcript has 2 exons.
AUGGCAGGAGAGGUACCUUUGGAGAUCUUGCAGAACUUGCAACAGCAAAUUCAGGAGAUGAGGGCAGAAAUCGCGACAAUAAGGGCGGAACAAGCGAACCGAGUAGGAGGUCAUUCCGACCGCUCUGUCAAUGUAGAAACCUAUCAUUCGGACACUGGGGAACAACCUCUUACUCAAGGUGAGAGGCGACAGGAGCAACAAAAUCCUGUGCAUGGAGAGGAAGCUGCAGAAGUCAAUGGACGAGGUGGAGGUAGAGAUAACGGAAGAUCGGUAAGUAGAGUCGGGAGUAGAAACGGAGGACGAGGAAGAGGUCGGGGUAAUGAGAGAGGUGAUCCUCAUCGUCGAGAUGAGAGGCAGAGAAACGAGGAUCAAAAUCCUCCAUAUGGUGAUCAGGCAGAGGGGUUGCAUCCUUUUACGCGAAGGGUAAUGCAGGCAAUCAUACCAGAGAACAAAGUACUGCCCUCAAUGGAGAAGUAUGGAGGCUCCUCUGACCCUAUUAAACAUUUACGAUCUUUCGUAGAUGCCAUGGCAGUAUAUUCGUCCAAUGAACUGGUAUGGUGUAGAGUUUUUUCUCUUUCGCUAAAAGAGGAAGCAUUGGAUUGGUUCCAUUCAUUACAACCCGGAACCAUCGACAACUUCGCCGAGUUACGCCAGCUAUUUACCCAACAGUACGCUGCGAGUAAGACGCCUGGAGUGACUUACACGGCCCUAGUAAGAAUGAGACAAGGACGUGACGAGUCCCUCAAAAUGUUUAUGGAUCGGUUCAAUCGUACCGCUAGGCAAGUACGGAAUGCCGAUCAACGACUGGUGGUGAGUGCUUUAACCACUGCAUUGCAACCUGGUCCAUUUUGUGACUAUCUCCACGCCGAAGAGCCUCAAAGCAUGGACGAACUACAAAACAAAUUGGCCAGUUUCAUUCGCAUAGAAGAAGGAAGAGCCCAUCAACGUGGGAGAGAGGAGCGAGAGUCAAUACCCCGAUCGGCCAGAAUGAGACCCGGACUACAGUCCGGUGGCAAUGACAGGAGAGGAGGCUACAGAGGCAAAGAGCGUAACCAAGCCGGACACCUUCAGAAGUUCGUCCAUAGAGGAAGAGUGCCAACCAGAUCCGAUCGGCUCCCAUCUCAAUCAGAAUCCCGAAAAAGGAGUCGCCCUAGAGCUGAUCGGAGUAGAAGCAGAAGUGCGGACCGAACGGUACGAGGAGUAAUCAACACUAUUUCUGGAGGGUUUGCAGGCGGUGGAUCGACGUCAGCCGCCCGCAAGAGGCACUUAAGAAACUUACACAGCUCCCACCGAACAGACACCUCAAAAAGAUCCAUGCCCACCAUUACUUUUUCGGAUGACGAUUUUCACGCACCAGACUUGGAGCAAGAUGACCCGAUGGUGAUAACAACAAUGAUUGCCAGGUACAAAGUGAGUAAAGUUUUAAUAGAUCAAGGAAGUUCGGCCAACAUAUUAUAUUGGAAGACUUUCAAGCAAAUGGAUAUAUCGGAGGAUGCGAUCUUGCCUUUCAAUGAACAGAUAGUAGGAUUCGCAGGAGAGAGAGUAGAUACAAAGGGUUAUGUUGAUUUGAGAACCAGUUUGGGAGCUGACAGGGAGGCUAAGGAAAUGAAGGUUCGGUUCCUGCUAGUAGAAGCCGACACAUCAUAUAACGUUUUACUGGGAAGACCGUGCUUAAACAUGUUUGGGGCUAUCGUCUCGACCCCACACUUAGCUUUAAAAUAUCCCAUCGAUGACAGAAAGGUUGCCACCAUUCGGGCCGACCAGAAAAUGGCUCGUGAGUGCUACACUGCAGGUUUGAAGGUCAAGCCCAGAGGUACCACUUUCUCAGGCCACCGAUCAGAAGUCGCCAUGAUGGAAUUGGACCCUCGAACACAAUUUGACGAUCGGGUGGAACCCCUAGGAGAUACACGUCCUAUUGUUAUUGGACAGCAGGAGGAUCAAUGUACUACCAUAGGGCGCAAUCUUACCACCGAUCAAGCAACCUUGAUAGAAGAACUGUUGCUGAAAAACAAAGAUUUGUUUGCAUGGCAAGCAGCUGAUAUGCCAGGUAUUCAUCCUGACAUCAUAUCCCAUAAACUGUCACUAUUCAAGGAUGCCCGACCAGUUGCCCAGAGAAAGCGGAGGUUAGGCAACGAGAAAAGAAGAGCGGUAGAGGAUGAAGUAACAAAAUUGUUGGAAGCCGGGUUUAUACGAGAAGUGAAGUAUACUACAUGGUUGUCGAAUGUGGUGAUGGUCAAGAAGCCGAACGGCAAUUGGAGAAUGUGCACGGAUUUUACAGACCUUAAUAAGGCAUGCCCGAAGGACACGUAUCCCCUCCCAAGCAUCGAUGGCUUAGUAGAUGGAGUUUCUGGAUACGAAAUCUUAAGUUUUUUAGAUGCAUAUUCGGGAUAUAAUCAAAUCCCCAUGUAUCAACCCGAUCGGGAAAAAACGGCCUUCAUAACGGAACGCUCCAAUUAUUGUUAUGAGGUAAUGCCGUUCGGGCUAAAAAAUGCAGGAGCAACAUAUCAACGACUCAUGGAUAAGGUCUUUCAACAUCAAAUAGGAAGGUGUAUGGAAGUGUACGUAGAUGAUAUGGUAGUGAGAAGCCGAUCGGUGGAAGACCACUUGCGGGAUUUGGCCGAAGUUCUGGAUCAAGUACGGAAGUUCGGAAUGAGAUUAAAUCCUCUCAAGUGCACGUUCGGAGUGUCUGCAGGAAAGUUCUUAGGUUUCAUGCUUACUUCCCGAGGCAUUGAAGCCAACUCGGACAAAUGCCGCGCUAUUUUGGAAAUGAGAAGUCCGAGUAGUUUGAAGGAGGUACAGAGGUUGGUCGGGAGACUUACGUCGUUAUCCCGAUUCAUACCCAAAUUAGCUGAGCGAAUUCAGCCGAUUCUAAAGCUGCUGAAGAAACAAAAAGAGGUAGAGUGGAGCGAUCGGUGUGAAGCGGCAUUUGACGAAGUCAAGCAAAUUCUUUCUAACCCUCCGGUUAUGAGACGCCCGGACUAUGGCUGUGAUUUGCAUCUAUUCUUGGCGGUCGGUGAAGAGGCGGUCAGUGCCGCAUUAGUGCAGGAAAUUCCUGAGUUUCGACCAGUAUAUUUCAUCAGUCGGGUAUUGAAGGAACCUGAAACCAGGUAUCAACAACUGGAAAAAAUAGUCUUAGCACUUGUGAUCGCCACCCGAAGACUCCGUCCCUACUUGCAAGGAAACCAGGUAAUUGUCCGAACAGAUUACCCUAUUUCGAAAAUUUUGCGAAAACCCGACUUAGCAGGUAGGAUGAUUGGCUGGUCCAUCGAACUUUCUGAGUUCGGUCUGAGGUACGAACCACGAGGAUCAGUCAAGGGCCAGCACCUUGCUGAUUUCGUGGCCGAGCUCCCAAGGAGAUCGGUCCAUUGCCACUCAUGGACAUUAUAUGUGGAUGGAUCGUCCGGCCUUAAAGGAGGUGGAGCGGGCGUGGUCUUAGAAGGACCGAACGGAAUAGUUGUUGAACAGGCCUUGAUCUUUCGGUUUAAAGCCAACAAUAACCAAGCUGAGUAUGAGGCCUUAAUAGCCGGCCUCGAGCUAGCACACGACUUAGGAGUUAAAGAGCUUUGUUGUAAGACGGAUUCACAGCUGGUAGCGGGUCACAUGAACGGCACCUUCCAAAUUAAGGAUGAUCAACUUCUCAAAUAUUCCCACAGAGUUAAGCAACUGUUCGCACACUUUGACAGCAUCGAAGUCAAUCACAUUCCCAGAAGUGACAAUCAAAGAGCUGAUCGGUUAUCAAAAUUAUCCACUGGUAAAGAGAAGGGACAUCUAUCCUCCUUGGUCCGGCAGAUAGUUUUCAAGCCUGCAGUUGAAUGUCUACAAAUCUAUUCCGUUGCCGAACGAGACGAUUGGAGAAGAGAAAUUGUAAAGCUAAUUCAGUAG